AUUAUGGGAUAUGUUGUCGUGUAGCUCUAUGAGCUAAAAUUUGCCAAUACAACACAUUAUUGUUUGUGUGUGGAUGAACUUUAAAAGCCAGUGCUAGUGCUAGUGCAAGUGCAAGUGGGGACCAGCUAUAACUAAAUCAGGAGCUUGUAUGGCUUCCUCUAGCAGAAGAGUGGCAAUAGUGUCAGGCUCCAACAAGGGCAUUGGGCUGGCUAUUGUGAGGCAGCUUUGUAAGCAGUUUGACGGAGACGUGUUCCUCACUGCACGUAAUGAAGAGAGGGGAAAAGAAUCCGUUAGAGCUCUGAAGUCCGAAGGAUUGAGCCCGAAAUUCCAUCAGCUGGACAUUACCUCAAUUGAUUCCAUUGAAAAGCUUCGAAAAUUUACUACUGAUACGUAUGGAGGCUGUGAUGUGCUUGUGAAUAAUGCUGGAAUUGCUUUCAAGUAUGAUACAACUGCUUCCAAUAUCGAGCAAGCUACAGUCACCCUUGGGACUAACUUCACUGGCACAAUGCAAAUGCUUAGAGCAUUCUCUCCAAUAAUGCAACCCCAUGGGCGAAUUGUCAACAUCAUGUCUUGGACUGGGAUUUUUUCAAAACUAUCAAGUGAUGCUCUUCGAGAUAAAUUCUCCAGUCCUUCUCUGACCGAGAAAGAGUUGAUUGCACUGAUGGAUCAGUUCAUUGCUGAUGUUAGGGAUGGUAAACAAAUUGAGAGAGGAUGGGUGAAGACCUUCUACGCCAGCAUAUCAGUUGGAAUUCUUGCUCUGUCAAACGUCUAUGCUAGAGUACUAGCAGAAUCAGGUAAAGAAGAUGUGGUUGUGAGUGCCAGCUGCCCUGGGUAUGUUCGUACGGACAUGUCUGGACCCAAAGCCCCCCUCACUCCUAACCAGGGAGCAGAGACACCUGUACUGUGUGCACUACUGCCUCAGGGAAGCCCAACUGGGAAAUAUUGGAAAGAUAAAACUGUUCAAAGUCAACUAUAACUUAACUAUAGGGACUCUUUAGUCUUAUAAUUGCUUAUUAUAUUUGAAGGAAGCCAUUUCUGGUGAUUUAUCAAAUUAUCAUCAGAAGGAAAAA
This is a messenger RNA of Halichondria panicea, 1070 nucleotides long. Its product is annotated as carbonyl reductase [NADPH] 1-like. NCBI's taxonomy places the organism in Eukaryota, Metazoa, Porifera, Demospongiae, Suberitida, Halichondriidae. The record is from RefSeq and is a predicted model, not a curated record. Gene Ontology annotation, molecular function: oxidoreductase activity, acting on the CH-OH group of donors, NAD or NADP as acceptor. The coding region runs from base 149 to 976 and encodes 275 amino acids. The transcript is spliced from 3 exons.